Sphenostylis stenocarpa is the source of this 2508-nucleotide messenger RNA. Lineage: Eukaryota; Viridiplantae; Streptophyta; Magnoliopsida; Fabales; Fabaceae. The record is from the annotation of a GenBank genome assembly.
AUGGCUUCCGAUUCUUCUCCUCUGAAUUUCAACAAUGGUCCUUCAUCCCCCGACGACUCCCUUUCCAGCCCCAUCGGGAACACCUUCUCGUCGCCGGGAAGUAGGCGUCGUCGCCGCUCCUCCACCCCCUCUGCAUUCGCCACUCCGACGGAGCGCCGCUCCCGAUUCGCCUCCUCCGAAGCCACCCCAACCGCGCCGCGCUCCCGCCAGAACGGCAGCGGUGGACGCGUUCCCGUCACGCCAACCUCCACCACCGAUGACUUGCCGGCCUCGUCCGACGGUGGCGAUGGCUACGACAUGGACGACGCCAGACCCACCUUCGUGUGGGGCACCAACAUAAGCGUGGAAGACGUGAACGACGCGAUUCACAGGUUUUUGAGGGACUUCAGAGAAGCUCCUUCAUCGCAGGGUGACGACGACGGGUUGCACUUGCACGCUGAAGGGAAGUAUGAGAAAUUGAUCAGACAGGUUAUUGAAGUUGAAGGAGAUUCUCUUGACGUUAAUGCGCGCGACGUGUUUGAUCAUGACCCUGAUUUGUAUACCAAGAUGGUUAGAUACCCUCUUGAGGUGCUUGCGAUCUUUGACUUGGUUUUGAUGAAUAUGGUUAGCCGAUUGAAGCCCAUGUUUGAGAAGCACAUUCAGACUCGGAUUUUCAAUCUCAAAAGCUCAACGUCAAUGAGAAAUUUGAACCCUUCUGAUAUUGAGAGAAUGGUGUCACUGAAGGGAAUGAUUAUAAGGUGUAGUUCAAUUAUACCGGAAAUUAGGGAAGCUAUAUUUAGGUGUCUUGUGUGUGGAUUUUGCUCUGACCCAGUUCCGGUGGAGAGAGGACGAAUAACGGAGCCCACUAUAUGUCUGAGAGAAGAGUGUCAAUCCAGGAACUCCAUGACACUCGUUCACAAUCGAUGCAGGUUUACUGAUAAGCAAAUUGUGAGGCUCCAGGAGACACCUGAUGAGAUACCUGAAGGAGGAACACCUCACACGGUAAGCUUGCUGAUGCAUGAUAAGCUGGUGGAUACUGGAAAGCCAGGUGACAGAGUAGAGGUGACUGGUAUUUACAGGGCUAUGAGUGUUAGGGUUGGACCAACUCAGAGAACUGUUAAGUCAUUGUUCAAGACAUAUAUUGAUUGUCUUCACAUAAAGAAGACCGAUAAGUCCAGAAUGCAGAUAGAGGACGCUAUGGAUAUUGAUAGUGGCCCGGGAAGAAAUGAAGAGGGAGUUAUCUUUGAAGAAGAAAAAGUGGCUCGUCUGAAGGAGAUCUCGAAACGGCCAGAUAUAUAUGAAGUACUGACAAAGUCGUUGGCACCAAACAUCUGGGAGCUAGAUGAUGUAAAGAAAGGUCUUCUUUGUCAGCUUUUUGGUGGCAAUGCUUUGAAAUUAGCUUCUGGUGCCAGCUUCCGUGGUGAUAUAAAUAUUCUUCUUGUUGGUGAUCCUGGGACAAGCAAGUCCCAGCUACUUCAAUAUAUACACAAACUAUCUCCACGUGGCAUUUACACCAGUGGAAGGGGAAGUUCUGCAGUUGGAUUGACCGCAUAUGUAGCCAAGGACCCUGAGACGGGAGAAACUGUUCUUGAGAGUGGUGCCCUUGUUUUGAGUGACCGAGGUAUCUGUUGUAUUGAUGAAUUUGACAAAAUGUCUGACAAUGCAAGGAGCAUGUUACACGAGGUUAUGGAACAACAAACCGUUUCAAUUGCAAAGGCAGGUAUAAUUGCUUCCCUCAAUGCUAGGACUUCGGUGUUGGCUUGUGCAAAUCCAAGUGGGUCAAGAUAUAAUCCUCGCUUGUCUGUCAUUGACAACAUACACCUUCCUCCCACACUUCUGUCCAGGUUUGAUUUAAUCUACUUGAUCCUUGACAAGGCUGAUGAACAGACUGACAGGCGCCUUGCCAAACAUAUCGUGUCCCUACACUUUGAGAAUCCCGAGAAUAUGCAGCAGGAUGUGUUGGAUCUUUCUACAUUAACGGAUUAUGUUAGCUAUGCCCGAAAGCACAUACACCCCCAGCUUUCUGAUGAAGCUGCUGAAGAAUUGACCAGAGGUUACGUGGAAAUAAGAAAAAGAGGAAAUUUUCCAGGGAGUAGCAAAAAGGUGAUAACAGCAACGCCAAGGCAGAUUGAGAGUCUGAUUCGCCUAAGUGAAGCAUUGGCUCGGAUUCGCUUUUCAGAAUGGGUAGAAAAGCAUGAUGUAACGGAGGCAUUCCGGCUUUUGGAAGUUGCAAUGCAGCAGUCUGCAACAGAUCACUCUACUGGAACCAUUGAUAUGGAUCUUAUUACUACUGGAGUGUCGGCAAGUGAGAGGAUGAGACGAGAAAGUAUAAUACAAGCAGCACGCAACUUAAUCAUGGAGAAGAUGCAGAUUGGGGGACCUUCGAUGCGGUUAUUGGAGAUAUUGGAAGAAUUGAAGAAACAAGAUACUGGUAGCGAAAUUCAUCUCAAUGAUGUAAGAAAUGCAAUAGCUACCUUGGCUACCGAAGGAUUUGUUACCAUGCAGGGUGACAGCGUAAAAAGAUCUUAA